GAUGAAUAUUCAUCAGUUUGUUUAAUCGCAUACACUUUGUUUCUUAUUCUAACGCUGACCAGGCCCAGCCAAUGCAUUGAAGUACUCAACGUACUCAGCCUUCAGGUAGAUUUCCUGGAAAGAGAAUCAUGCUCGCCCCCGCUAGUGUCAUGAUCAUCAUCUGUGCCUCACGAAGCAACGUCGAAUGAGGCGAGCAUCGAUUGGUACGCCGCCAUUACAAUUCAAGCUAGCAUGGCUGACGAGGCUGACGAGGCGGGCAUGCAUAUAAUAAUGGCGCAUCUUACUCCCCCGAACGGCCACCAGGUAAAGAAAGCAACAUGCCUAUCUCACUGAACAAGAUCUUCGUCGCCACCGCAUGCUUGCUCGUUCUCUCCUCCUCGGUAGCCUCAGCUCCAGUCAGCUCUCCUUCUUCGACCUCGACCUCGGCCUCUCCGAGCCCGACGGUCCCGUACGCCAGUGACGACCCGAACACGGAAUUAUGGAACGCGGACUCGAAUAUCGACCCCCAGCCAAUCCGCGGCUCACUUGGAUCGACUAUCAUGGGACCGCAGAACGUCCCGCUCGAGCUUCAGAACCCGAGUCUUCUUGCUCCACCGACAACUGACCAUGGUGAAGUCCCUAACGCGAAAUGGCCGUUCGACCUCAGCCACACCCGUUUGCAGACGGGAGGCUGGGCACGCCAGCAGAACGUGAACGAGAUGCCCAUAAGCACCGAUAUGGCAGGCGUAGACAUGCGUCUUGAGGCAGGCGCCAUCCGGGAGCUGCACUGGCACACUUCGGCCGAGUGGGCAUACGUUUUGAAGGGCAGCACUCAAAUCACGACAGUCACCCCGGACGGACAAAACUACUUGGCAACGGUGAACAAAGGAGACCUGUGGUACUUCCCGCCAGGGCAACCACAUUCCCUUCAGGCAACUGCCGAUGAUCCUGCUGGCACCGAGUUCCUUCUUGUAUUUGACAACGGAGACUUCAGCGACGACUCCACGUUCCUUCUGACGGACCUAAUGGCGCACAUACCGAAAGAAGUGGUUGCGAAGAACUUCCAGCUCCCACAGUCCGCGUUCGACCACAUUCCUGGCGAACAGCUGUAUAUCUUCCCGAGCAACCCACCUGCAUCGAACGCCCAGGCGCCCUAUGAUCCCCAGGGCCAGACACCGGAGCCUUACUCGUACCCGCUCUCGCAGAUGAAUGCGACGCAGCUCCCUGGCGGUACCAUCAAGAUCGCGGACUCCACGAAGUUCAAGGUCGCACAGACGAUCGCAGUUGGGGAGAUUACGUUGGAGCCUGGUGCGAUGCGUGAGAUCCACUGGCACCCAACGCAACCCGAGUGGAUCUAUCUCAUCGAAGGGAGCGGUCGCAUGACUAUCUUCGCAGCCAACUCAAAUGCGAGGACUUUCGAUUACCAGGGUGGCGACAUUGGCUACAUCCCGCCUUCCUACGGGCACUAUGUGGAGAACACGGGUAACACGACGCUGCAUUACCUCGAGAUCUUGAAGUCGGACAAAUACCAGGACGUUAGCUUGAAUCAGUGGCUUGCAUUGACUCCACCUGACUUGGUGAAAGCCCACCUGGAUGUAUCAGACGAGGCACUAAGUCAUUUCAGCAAGACGAAGCCGAUCAUCGUUGGGUAGUAGCACUUAGCAUAUUCAUAUUCGCGCUUCGAUCGAUAGGGAUGACUUGACUCUUUUAUUUAUUUGAUGAUGUAUACGUGCGGUUAUCAUACC
Molecule: messenger RNA, 1724 nt
Organism: Fomitopsis serialis
Lineage: Eukaryota; Fungi; Basidiomycota; Agaricomycetes; Polyporales; Fomitopsidaceae
Product: oxalate decarboxylase
Exons: 19
Coding region: 318-1631 (437 amino acids)
Biological process (GO): oxalate metabolic process
Source: RefSeq, a predicted model, not a curated record